CGACGAGGGGCACCCGCCGCCGGGAUGGCGGGGCCGGUGAAGGACCGCGAGGCCUUCCAGAGACUCAGUUUCCUGUACCAGGCCGCCCACUGCGUGCCCGCGCAGGACCCGGAGAACCAGCCGCUGGCGCGCUUCUACUGCCACACGGAGCGGACCAUCGCCAAGCGGCUGGUCCUGCGGCGGGACCCCGCGGUGAAAAGGAGCCUGUGCCGCGGCUGCUCGUCGCUCCUGGUCCCGGGCCUGACCUGCACCCAGCGCCAGCGGCGCCGCAAGGGAUUGCGCUGGACAGUACAGACCUGCCUAACGUGCCAGCGCAGCCAGAGAUUUCUCAAUGAUCCCAGGCAUCUGCUCUGGGGAGACCGGCCUGAAGCCCAGCUGGGGAGCCUGACAGAUCUCAAAGCAACACAAGCCCCGCCAAGCACAGCGCUCCCCGUUCCAGUCGACCUUCCUGAAGAGAAAGUACAGCCUCUGAGCCCAUUAGAAGUGAUGGAUGCACCCAGUCUGCCCAGGAAAUAAAGUUCAAUUUGGUUCCA
This is a messenger RNA of Echinops telfairi (small Madagascar hedgehog), 533 nucleotides long. It is a transcript of the gene RPP21, whose product is annotated as ribonuclease P/MRP subunit p21. The coding region runs from base 25 to 516 and encodes 163 amino acids. The transcript has 4 exons. Lineage: Eukaryota; Metazoa; Chordata; Mammalia; Afrosoricida; Tenrecidae. The record is from RefSeq and is a predicted model, not a curated record. Gene Ontology annotation, cellular component: nucleolar ribonuclease P complex. Gene Ontology annotation, biological process: tRNA processing.